Molecule: messenger RNA, 1378 nt
Organism: Bactrocera dorsalis (oriental fruit fly)
Lineage: Eukaryota; Metazoa; Arthropoda; Insecta; Diptera; Tephritidae
Product: transmembrane protein 186
Exons: 2
Coding region: 159-827 (222 amino acids)
Cellular component (GO): mitochondrion
Source: RefSeq, a predicted model, not a curated record
AUAUUUUCGAAAAUCGAACAUCUUCAGUGGUCUUCGACUCGUAACAACUGUCAAAAUAAACAGCUGUGCUUGUUUACAUGUGCGUCUUCGAACUUAAACAGCUGUUCUAGUGCCGGUGUGUGGAUUAUUUAUAAAUUUUAACAAAUAAUUAAAUAACAAUGAGUUUAAGCUUGUUAAUACGUACAAAUGCAUUAGGCAAAUCACUGCUUACGAUAUCGAAGCAACUACAAUUUUCCAACACGUACUCCACUUAUGGCAGCACGGCGCUACUUGCGCAAUCAUUUACCUGUAAAUCCACAUUUGGUUCCUUAAAUUACACCACAACUGCCACAACAAGCAAUAAAGCUGCGACGCCGCAAUGGACAACUAUAUACCGUCUGCCACUUAUACGGCUGGCGGCCGGUUUUCAACGUCUGAAAAUAUACCAAGGUGUGCUGACAGCGCUAGCAUUACCGAUUAGUUUUACAUUAACAGAAUUUGGCACCAUUUCACCCAAUUCCGUUGCCAUUGUUGGCGCUAUUGGCGUGUCCGGACUUGUAACACUAACACUUUUUAGUCUGUUAAUACGUAAUGUAGUCGGCUUCAUUUAUAUUAAUGAUGAGCUUAACAAAGUGAAGGUGGCCUAUGUUGAUUUUUGGGGCAAGCGUACUGAUGCAAUUAUAGACAUUAAUGAUUUGGAUGUUGAGUGGGCAAAAGCGCGUCCCACAGCAUUUAACCUCUAUCAGAAGAUACGUUUAUAUAGUGACGACACUAAGUCCUUUAAGUUGUUACUGAACUAUGGUGUAAUUGUAGAACCGGAAACUUUUUGUGGGAUAUUUGGCGAAUAAGAAAUUCAGCUUAUGUGUUGAAGCUGAAGCAUAAGUUAUAAUAUUAUAAUUUUACCUUCUAAAACGCAUUGAUUGUACUGUAAGUAAUAAUAGAGUAAGAGGUUGAAAUAAAUUUUGUUAAAUAAUGAAAUUAAUUUUUAUUUAAUGCUCUCAUUUUAUAUAAUAUACAAUAUAAUAUACAGCCGUUAACAACUAAUUAGAAGCGCUCUCCUUUUGUAGGUUCUCGUUCAGCAUAAUAAUAAAAUUAGCAAAUUUCCCGUUAUAUUUUCUUUGCAAAACACUUGCACUGCUUUUGUCACUCAAUUUACUGCUCAAUGUGCCAAGUUUUGUUGUUGGCGUUAUUAUUUUCCAACAAUGUUUAUGCCUUACUUAGUACAACGUGAGUAAAGUGUGACAGCUAAUUAGAAACAGUUGUUCAAUGAUAACAUAGACAUAACCCUUUGCUGUUUCUGAAAAAUGUCCUGUUGCCGUGGGCUGAGGAGAAUUUGCUUGUUUUAUGGUAAUUUCAACAGGACAACGAUCCAAAGAACACCGCAAAGUUGACGAAAAAG